Lymnaea stagnalis (great pond snail) is the source of this 2678-nucleotide messenger RNA. The record is from the annotation of a GenBank genome assembly. NCBI's taxonomy places the organism in Eukaryota, Metazoa, Mollusca, Gastropoda, Lymnaeidae.
ACAAAUCCAUGUUGUUUGUUUGAUGCAUGCAUUUUGUCAAUCGACGUGACCGCUCGAUUGACGGGGUCUGUCUCGUGCUGGCCUGUACAGUCGAAACUGACUUGAUGACACAUAGUGUGUUAUUAGACACUUGGAAGGUCGAUAGUGCAAUAAAGAAUUGUGUAGCUUAAGACACUUUAUCAGGGGCUUUUGGUAGCUCAUCGUUGUUUAAGGAUGUGGCUAUUUCUUCUUUGUUCGACAAUUUAAAAUUUAAAAAAAAAAAUUGUGAAACAAAAGCUUUAAAAAAAGUUUAAAAAAAAACUUUCUUUAAAAGAUUCGUUCAAAUGAAUAAAAGGGUUCAAAAUAAUGUUCACAUUUCUUAAAAUGCUAUUUUGUUGUUUUAUUUUUCUAUUGUAUUUCACUUUUCUUCUAGAUAAAAACUCAUUGAUUAAGCUUAAAAAUGAUCUUCACAUCUCCACUGUGGUUUGCGCUGGUUAUUUUAAUUGGAACAUCUGCAGCAUUAACAGGUAUCAGUUUGAAAUCUACCAACUACCCUCGGGGUGAAGUUGUUCAUGAAUGGAGCACCCUCGAAUACGAUUGGCCCUCUGACGAAGUGAAGGCCGAUUACAUCAAACGAGGCUGGUACGAACCCAACAGAAGCCUCCUCUCCGGGAUCGACGUGUACAACGAUGAAAUCUACGUGACGGCUCUUCGAAUUACGCCCGACGUGCCUUCGGGGCUCAACAAGGUGGUGGUGAAGAACGGGAGGUCUCUACUGCAGCCGUUCCCAAGCCUUGCUGCGAACGAGCUGGGGAAGUGCGAGAGUUUGCAGUCGCCCUUCGCCAGCCAGACCGACCCCAAAACGGGGCUUAUGUACGUCUUAGACGUAGGGAGAACCUGGAGGGGUCCACCAAACCCGUAUGCACCCUGUCCGCCGAAACUGGUGGUCUUUGAUCUGAAAAAGCAGGGAGCGCUCGUCAGAAAACACGAAUUUCCGGAAAGUCUGGUGCCGAAGAACGUCAGCAUCCUCGAUGACCUUGUGCUGGACUACGUCACCAGAAAAGGUCAGGAGGUCAAGUACAUUUACAUAACGGAUGUCGGAAGCGUUCAGAUCAUCGUAUUUGACCUCGAGACCAACAGCUCAUGGUCUUUCUUUCAUGAGUCUAUGAAGACAGACGAGGACAGUAUAAUUAAUAUUGAUGGCGUCAACUACCCCCAGAUGCAGUUUCCGGUGGACGGCAUUGCCAUUGACCCUGAUUUCCUGUCCGUCUAUUAUUGUCCGGUGGGUGGCAAAAAACUCUUUCAGAUCCCCACAUCCGUUCUCAGAGAUCCCUACGGGGAUUUCGCUUGCAAAGUCCGCCUACUUGGUAAUAAGAUUUCAAAUGCUGACGGUCUUGCAUCUGGUCAAUCGAGCAUCUUUUACGGGGCCUUGACACUGAACGCUGUCUAUAAGUAAGAAUACUGUAAUGUACCAAAUGAAAUAUGUGAAUAGAAAUAAUUUGAUUUUACAUUUAACUCAUUUUGAAACAUGAUUUGUUCUUGUUGCCUUUUACUUAGUUUAUUUUAAACUAUCCUGCCCCCCCACCCCUUUUCACAAGUUUUAUAAAAUUAAAUUCCAUUUUCGUUCCAUCGACACAAAAUUGUCAUAAAAUAUGUAGUCGCCUUUGUAAUAAAUUGUCACAAAAUAUGUAGUCGCCCAUUAAAAUAAAUUGUCACAAAAAAUGCGUCACCUAUAUAUUAAAUUGUCACAAAAUAUGUAGUAACUUAUAUAAUAAAUUGUCACAAAUAUGUAGUCACCUUUGUGAGAAAUUGUCACAAAAUAAGUAGUCGCCACUAUAAUAAAUUGUUACAAUAUAUGUACUUGCCUCUAUAAUAAAUUGUCACAAAAUAUGUAGUCACCUAUAUAAUACAUUGUCACAAAGUAUCAGCCCGUCCCUUCUAGAUGCUUGACGUCACUUCGUGCAUGGUUUCCAGCUUUACCUUAAGAUGAUACAAAGGUAUAUUUUCUUGUUGCGAUUACACAGUUUAAAUGAAGUUGUUAAUUUUCCUCAAGACUAUGUUUCUCUUAUAUUAAAGUAAACAGUUUUUGGAAUGCCACGACUGUAACUGAACAUUUUUUGUUUGGCUCUCUCCUAGGUGGGAACGCCUCAAAGAUCGGGAAGACCAGGGAGUUCCGGAGGGGGGCGUGACCAUGGUGACCCAGACCGAGGUCGUUCAGAACGUGACCACCUACAGUUUCGUUGAUAGCCUGAAGGUGGACGACAAGGGCUACCUGUGGUUCACGUCCAACAGAGCGCAUCUCUACCAGUCGGCCACCAUGGACUUCAGCGGGGCGAGUGGGAGUAACUUCAGGGUGUGCCGGGUCUACGUCGGCGAGUACUCCUAUUUGUGGAAGGGUCCCGCCGCUGUGGUCGGUUAAAAGCUUGAACUGAAAUCCUCCCCGUGACGAAAUCUAAACGGAAAGAACUUUCAAACGGACCCAAGUUUAAGUCAGCUUGACCCCAUCUCUUUUUGUCUAUUUAAGGUACCUUAGCCGUCAUCUCCAUUUGUAUUUAUGGCAAAAUAUUUUCCUUAUGAAAUUCCCACAAAUCUACUUUUCGGAUCAAACCCUCUGAGUGUCAGUGUUAAAUUGUUUAAAAUCUAAAAGUUGCUUGUUUAUAUUGUAUAAACAUUUACGUUCGGAUUUUAUCUCUAACGGU